GACUCCAAACACUGUGAGAGGGAGAAAACCAGAGGUCACACUGAUAAGAGAAAGGAAAAAAGAGGCCGCCUGUAUAUCUGAGAGGCUCGACAGAGAAAAAAAUCACAGAAGACUACUAUCAGAGUCAAGGAGAGAGGAGACAACUCCACGAGCACUGAAGAAAGCUGCCUGGAGGACACCACGUGUGUGUGCAUAUGUAUGUUGAGACAGGCAUAGGUAGAUUCCAGUAAUAUUUGUGAGACUGACAGAGGACCAAAGCACAUCAUGGAUCCCUCGAGUCCCUCCGAGGGCCCCGUGGAACCCAAAGAAAGGAGGAAAAUCCAGUUCGCCGUCCCGGCAACAGAACCGACUCAGCUGGACCCUCGGCAGGUUGAAAUGAUUCGACGACGAAGACCCACACCCGCCACUUUGUUCAAAGUAGCAGACCAAACAUCUCCUGAGGAUGACAUCUCCACCCAUCAGUGGGUUGUAGGAGAAAAUGGUGUCCUCAAGCCAAAACGAAUCAACCCGAAUAUCUACCAGCCACCAUCAUUAAAAGCCGUGCAGCAGAUGGCUGAAGCUCACAUGCAGAAAUUAGAUUCACAGGAGCAAAGGGGCAUGGCAGAACACCAGCCUGGUAUGAGAAAGGCAGGAGCCACGGCGCCGACUGAUGAAGAGGAGGAGGAGGAGGAGGAGGAAGUAGAAGCGGACGAUAUGGCAGAAGAUGAGUGCAGAAAUGUGGACUGAAAGACCGAAAGUUUGAGAAACUUUAGAGAUUUUUUCAUAAUGCAGAACCUUGUUUGGAAAUCUUGUUUAUUGAUUACUGGUCAAUAAUUCCAUCAUUUGAUAAAAGCGGCUGUCUGUUUGUAUUCAGAGACAAAAAGAGACUCUGAAAGACUGGAAUUUUGAAGUGGUCAAACAAAUAACUCACCCCGACAUUGCCAUGAAAUAGAAAUAUAUAAGGUAAAAUCCAUCAGCAGUCAUAUAAUACCAUCCUUGCGUUU
This is a messenger RNA of Sinocyclocheilus rhinocerous, 983 nucleotides long. It is a transcript of the gene ppp1r1b, whose product is annotated as protein phosphatase 1, regulatory (inhibitor) subunit 1B. Gene Ontology annotation, molecular function: protein phosphatase inhibitor activity. Gene Ontology annotation, biological process: intracellular signal transduction. The transcript is spliced from 5 exons. Gene Ontology annotation, cellular component: cytoplasm. The record is from RefSeq and is a predicted model, not a curated record. Lineage: Eukaryota; Metazoa; Chordata; Actinopteri; Cypriniformes; Cyprinidae. Bases 265 to 726 code for a protein of 153 amino acids.